Dreissena polymorpha is the source of this 3126-nucleotide messenger RNA. RefSeq names its product mucin-5AC-like. The record is from RefSeq and is a predicted model, not a curated record. The transcript has a single exon. The annotation marks the transcript as partial. NCBI's taxonomy places the organism in Eukaryota, Metazoa, Mollusca, Bivalvia, Myida, Dreissenidae.
UUAUCCCAUUUAACACAGAGCGAAAGCUCAUCAACAACUAACACACAGCUCCCGAUCAAUAACCAGUCCACGCCGUCUACCACGCCGACUACACAGACCACGCCGUCUACCCAGACCACGCCGACCACACAGACCACGCCGUCUACACAGAUCACGCCGUAUACACAGACCACGCCGACUACACAGACCACGCUGUCCACACAGACCACGCCGUCUACAUUGACCACGACGUCUACACAGACCACGCCGUCUACACAGACCACGCCGUCUACACAGACCACGCCGUCUACACAGACCACGCCGACCACACAGACCAAGCCGUCUACACAGACCACGCCGUCUACACAGACCACGCCGUCUACACAGACCACGCCGUCUACAAAGACCACGCCGACCACACAGACAACGCCGUCUACAAAGACCACGCCGUCUAACAAGACCACGCCGACCACACAGACCAAGCCGUCGACACAGACCACGCCGUCUACCCAGACCACGCGAACCACACAGACCACGCUGACUACACAGACAACGCCGACCACACAGACCACGCCGUCUACCAAAACCACGCCGACCACACAGACCACGCCGUCUACACAAAGCACGCCGUCUACACAGACCACGCCGUCUACACAGACCACGCCGUCUACACAGACCACGCCGUCUACACAGACCACGCCAACCACACAGACCAAGCCGUCUACACAGACCACACCGUCUACCCAGACCACGCCGACCACACAGACCACGCCGACCACACAGACAACGCAGACCACACAGACCACGCAGACCACACAUACCACGCCGUCUACACAGACCACGCCGUCUACACAGACCACGCCGACUACACAGACCACGUCGUCUACACAGACCACGCCGACUACACAGACCACGCCUACCACACAGACCACGCCGUCUACACAGACCACGCCGUCUACACAUUACUCGCCGACCACACAGACCACGCCGUCUACACAGACCACGCCGACCACACAGACAACGCCGUCUACCCAGACCACGCCGACCACACAGACCACGCCGACCACACAGACCACGCCGAUCACGCCGUCUACACAGACCACGCCGUCUACACAGACCACGCCUACCACACUGACCACGCCUUCUACACAGACCACGCCGUCUACAAAUACCACGCCGACCACACAGACCACGCCGUCUACACCACAGACCACGCCGACCACACAGACCACGCCGUAUACACAGACCACGCCAUCUACACAGACCACGACUUCUACACACAUCACGCCGUCUACACAUACCACGCCGACUACACAGACCACGCCGACUACACAGACCACGCCGUCCACACAGACCACGCCGUCUACAUUGACCACGACGUCUACACAGACCACGCCGUCUACACAGACCACGCCGUCUACACAGACCACGCCGACCACACAGACCAAGCCGUCUACACAGACCACGCCGUCUACACAGACCACGCCGUCUACACAGACCACGCUGUCUAGAAAGACCACGCCGACCGCACAGACAACGCCGUCUACAAAGACCACGCCGUCUAACCAGACCACGCCGACCACACAGACCAAGCCGUCUACACAGACCACGCCGUCUACCCAGACCACGCCAACCACACAGACCACGCUGACUACACAGACAACGCCGACCACACAGACCACGCCGUCUACCAAAACCACGCCGACCACACAGACCACGCCGUCUACACAAGGCACGCCGUCUACACAGACCACGCCGUCUACACAGACCACGCCGUCUACACAGACCACGCAGUGUACACAGACCACGCCAACCACACAGACCAAGCCGUCUACACAGACCACACCGUCUACCCAGACCACGCCGACCACACAGACCACGCCGACCACACAGACAACGCAGACCACACAGACCACGCAGACCACACAUACCACGCCGUCUACACAGACCACGCCGUCUACACAGACCACGCCGACUACACAGACCACGCCGACUACACAGACCACGCCUACCACACAGACCACGCCGUCUACACAGACCACGCCGUCUACACAUUACUCGCCGACCACACAGACCACGCCGACCACGCCUACCACACAGGCCACGCCGUCUACACAGACCACACCGUCUAUACAUACCACGCCGACCACACAGACCACACCGUCUACACAGACCAAGCAGACCACACAUACCACGACGACCACACAGACUUCGCCGUCUACACAGACCACGCCGUCUACAAAGACCACGCCGUCUACACAGACCAUGCCGACGACACAGACCACGCCGUCUACACAUUACUCGCCGACCACACAGACCAAGCCGUCUACACAGACCACGCCGUCUACCCAGACCGAGCAGUUUACACAGACCACGCCGACCACACAGACCACGCCGUCUACACAGACCACGCCGACCACACAGACCACGCCGACCACAAAGACCACGCCGUCUACCCAGACCACGCCGACCACAAAGACCACGCCGACCACACAGACCACGCCGUCUACACAGACCACGCCGACUACACAGACCACGCCGACCACACAUACCACGCCGUCUACACAGACCACGCCGACCACACAGACCACGCCGUCUACACAGACCACGCCGACCACACAGACCACGCCGUCUACCCACACCACGCCGACCACACAGAGGACGCCGUCUUCACAGACCACGCCGUCUACCCAGACUACGCCGUCUACCCAGACCACGCCGUCUACACAGACCACGCCGUCUACCCAGACCACGCCGUCAACACAGACCACGCCGUCUACACAGACCACGACGUCUACACAGACCACGCCGUCUACAAAGACCACGCCGUCUACACAGACCACGCCGACCACACAGACCACGCCGUCUACACAGACCACGCCGACCACACAGACCACGCCGUCUACACAGACCACGCCGUCUACACAGACCACGUCGUAUACACAGACCACGCCGUUUACACAGACCACGCCGACCACACUGAGACCACGCCGUCUACAAAGACCACGCCGUCUACACAGACCACGCCGACCACACAGACCACGCCGUCUACACAGACCACGCCGACCACACAGACCACGCCGUCUACACAGACCACGCCGUUUACACAGACCACGCCUUUUACACAGACCACGCCGACCACACUGA